Molecule: messenger RNA, 688 nt
Organism: Limanda limanda (common dab)
Lineage: Eukaryota; Metazoa; Chordata; Actinopteri; Pleuronectiformes; Pleuronectidae
Gene: selenoh
Product: selenoprotein H
Exons: 5
Cellular component (GO): Golgi apparatus
Source: RefSeq, a predicted model, not a curated record
UACACGCGCGAAACUUUUGUAACAGAAAUGGCGUCCAGGACAGGCCGCCGAGGGACGAAGCGCAAAGCGGAGUCUCAGCUGGAAGAGGAGAAGCCAUCCGUGAAGGAGAAGGAGGAGGAGAGAGGAGAUGGAGAGAACGACCAGGAGGGCCAAAGAGUGGUCAUCGAACACUGCAAGAGCUGACGAGUGUAUGGGCGUAAUGCCGAGGAGGUGAAAUCUGCCCUCCUGGUUGCCCACCCUGGACUGACUGUGAUCCUCAACCACGAGAAACCACGCAGAAACAGCUUCGAGAUCACUCUACUGGAUGGAGUCAAAGAAACAUCUCUGUGGACUGGAAUAAAGAAGGGUCCGCCUCGUAAGCUGAAGUUUCCUCAACCUGAUGUUGUAGUUGCUGCGCUACAGGAGGCUCUGAAGGCUGAAUAGAUGUCCAGUGAAGUUCAGGAGAUGUGGCCUGUGGAGGCAGAAUGACGAGGAGCGACCAAGGAGAAUGUUCUCCGUCCUUCUUCUGAUGAUCCGAGCUCCAACAGCUCACAUCCUCCUGAUACAGUGCGACACCUAGUGGAGCCUCUCUGAGACAACACGUUUUUAUAUUUUACUGUUAUGCUGUUCUUGAGCAUUCUCACUUUUUCUCAGUGGUUACUGUGCUUAUAUGUCUGUUUUGAUAAAUAAAGUUGAUUCAAUGUUAUAA